AUGCGAGGAAAGCUAAUUAAUGACACUAAGAAUGCAUUAACAGCUGCUCUCUCCAAGCUUGAUCCCGAUGAUUCAUUUAGUACUAUAGCAUUUAAUGGAGAGAUCUAUCAAUUUUCAACUUCAAUGGAAUUGGCUUCAAGCGAUGCUGUUGAAAGGGCCAUUGAAUGGAUCAACAUAAACUUUGUUGCUGGGGGUGAUACAAAUCUUAUGCGUCCAUUAAACAUGGCAAUAUAG
This is a messenger RNA of Lathyrus sativus (Indian pea), 234 nucleotides long. The record is from the annotation of a GenBank genome assembly. NCBI's taxonomy places the organism in Eukaryota, Viridiplantae, Streptophyta, Magnoliopsida, Fabales, Fabaceae.